Botrytis sinoallii is the source of this 1482-nucleotide messenger RNA. RefSeq lists its product as uncharacterized. The coding region runs from base 1 to 1482 and encodes 493 amino acids. The record is from RefSeq and is a predicted model, not a curated record. The transcript has 3 exons. NCBI's taxonomy places the organism in Eukaryota, Fungi, Ascomycota, Leotiomycetes, Helotiales, Sclerotiniaceae. Gene Ontology annotation, molecular function: protein tyrosine phosphatase activator activity; peptidyl-prolyl cis-trans isomerase activity. Gene Ontology annotation, biological process: mitotic spindle organization. Gene Ontology annotation, cellular component: cytoplasm; protein phosphatase type 2A complex; nucleus.
AUGGCUUCACAACAAAUACCAAACCCAACUUCAGAGACUUCCUUAUCUCGAAGCUUACCGAUUCUAGAUUCAUCACUACCACAUACUUUCAUAAAGCCUGUAAAGAAAAUUCAUGAAGGUCACGAUGUGCCCCACUUCCUCACAUCAAAGGCCUAUACGGAUAUUGGUGUGUUUAUCAUGCAACUCAAUAUUGCUAUGUGUCCUAGGAAACCAUCUGAAAUCGGUGGAAAUCCUCAGACGUGGACACUCGAUUCUCCCUUGGAGUUAUCAGAACCCGUGAAGAAAUUACAAGACUUACUGCAAAAUAUUGAUGCUAUCAUUGAUGAAGCACCACCCGAUACAGGACCAAGAAGAUUUGGAAAUGUUAGCUUUCGAAAAUGGUACGAUUUACUGGAGACGAGAGUGAAGGACUUACUGAAGCAGUAUUUACCGGCUGAGGUCCUCCACUUUGGAGGUAGUUCUCCACAGGAUGAGGUAUCGGCUUUGGAUGAACUUACUUCUUAUCUGCUGGGUGGAUUUGGAAGUGCGCAGAGACUGGAUUAUGGAACGGGUCAUGAACUUAGCUUUUUAGCUUUCUUGGGAUGUAUCUGGAAGUUGGGUGGGUUCACAAAAACACCUUCAAAUGGGGGCGAGUUAGAGAGAAGUAUUGUGAUGGGUAUUAUAGAGCCUUACCUACGUGUAGUCCGACGUCUUAUUCUCACAUAUACUCUAGAGCCAGCUGGAUCUCAUGGUGUAUGGGGAUUAGAUGAUCAUUCAUUUUUGCCAUUCAUCUUUGGAUCUUCUCAAUAUUGCCCAGCUAUUACCAAUGAUGAAGCUAUGCCAGUUGAAGGAUCUUUACCAGAAUCUCCAAAUCCAGGAGACGUAGCUAGGAAAAUGACUGUUGAUCGAGAAAGGAAGAACAAUAUGUACUUCUCUGCAAUUGGUUUCAUCAAUGAUGUCAAAACUGGCGCAUUUUGGGAACAUAGUCCAAUACUUUUUGAUAUAUCCGGAGUACGAUCAGGAUGGGGAAAGAUAAACAAGGGAAUGAUCAAAAUGUAUAAUGCAGAAGUACUAUCUAAAUUUCCAGUGGUACAACAUUUCCCAUUCGGAUCAUUAUUUAGUUGGGAUCAAGACCCUCAUGCUGUAUCAGCGCCUCAAACCGUCCACACAGCAAAUCAACCUCAACCAACAGGUUCGGGCGGAACACCAACCACCCGACCAUCAGCACAAGAAGGUACAAGAGCACCAUGGGCUACCCCUUCACCAUCUCAAGGUAUACCACCCACAGCUGCGCCAUGGACAAAUCCAGGAGCCGCGACCGGUAUGCCUUCAACAAGACGAAUAAUACCUCCGACAUCUACAACGCCUUUCACAAGAUCAACACCUCCCUCGGGAUCACUCCCUCCAACGACAAACCCAUCUGUUCCAAAUAAUGAUGCAUCAACAUCUUCAAACGUACCACAUCCAGAUAAUAGACCAACACGUGCACCAUGGGCUAAAUAA